GGUGCAGGCAGGUCGAUGUACGCAGUUGGCGGGAAGCAAAACUCGCGAGCGCCGCUGUCAAACGCCAUUACACCCGCCGCCGCAGCCGUACGCAUGCGCGGCAAUUUCGCGCGCGAUCUUCACUUACGAUAUUUUUUAAAAGUUUUUUUUUGUUUUUUUUUUCUUUAAGUUUGCAAAGUGAGUUAGAGUUUUGUGCGUGUGUAGACUUUUGUUUUGAAAAAUGAAAUAUAAGAUCAAAGAUGUGGACGCUGAGGCGCCGGCGGCGGCCAAACUGGCUGAGAAACUAGAACGCACAGUACGGUGCUCAUCGGUCCUAAUCGGAGCCCUAGGAGUAUCCCUGAUCACCCUCGCAGUGUACACGGCUGUGUUAGUGCUUACGGAGCACUGGAGCCCUAGGCCUUGCGUCAGUGAGGAAUGUGUUGGGACCGCAUCCCGCGUGAUCGCAGCGCUCAACAAAGACGCGGACCCCUGCACGGACUUCUACGAGUUCGCAUGCGGAGGCUGGAUCAAGCAGAACCCUGUGCCGGAAUGGGCGACGUCCUGGGACCAGCUUGCGAGAUUACGAGAGCGACUAGUGGCAGAUCUGCGAGAUCUACUGGAGAUGGAAGACGACCCUAGCCUGCCACAGAGCGUCCUUAAAGCCAAGACGUUAUACAGAACUUGCAUUAAUAUUGAUAAACUUGAAGCAGAAGGAAUUAAACCAAUUCAGAAGAUUCUAGAAGGGUUAACCCUCCCGCCGCGUCCGCCGAGCGAAGCCUCCGCUAAUUUCAGCUGGGAGUUAGUGGCGGGUCAGGGGAGAAGAGACUUGGGUCUCAGUGUAUUGCUGAGCGUGCAGGUGGCUGAGGAUGUCAGGAAUACCAGCAGGAACCGAGUCGUGGUGAAGCAAGUAUCUCCAGGCUUCAGCGAGCGCUAUCUCCUAGCCCCCGAGCAGUUCGCACACGAGUUGGAACAAUACCACACUUACAUCAAGGAUAUGAUCUCCAUAGCUGACCCGUCUACCAACGCGACGGACUUCGCUGACGACAUCGUGGCUUUCAGCAAGAGUUUAGCCAAGAUUAUGACGCCAAUAGAGGUCCGAAGGAGCGGCACACACUUGUUCCACGAGGUCAGCGUGAAGCAGCUCGUCCAGGGGUCCUCGGGCGGCCCGGCGCAGUGGAAGGAUCACAAUUGGGAGAAGUACCUCGAGCUGGUCUUCUCCAACACAAGCGUGGUGUUAGACCAGGACGCUGACCGGGUCAUCGUCAUGGACCUGCCGUAUCUGCAGAAACUGGCCGUGCUGCUGACGGAGACCAAACCUGUUGUCAUUGAACGUUUCCUCUGGUGGAGCGUCUUCUCCUCCGUGGCCCCGAUGACCCUCACCGCCUUUCGUGACCUUGGUUUCGCGUUCAGCAAAGCUGUGUUCGGGCUGCAGCAGAGAACACCAAGGUGGAAGAGCUGUACAGCUAAUGUCAACGCGAACUUUGGAGUGGCGUUGAGCUAUCUGUAUGUGAAGAGGCAUUUCGAUCAGACUUCUAGACAAAAGGCCAUAGAGAUGGUAGAAGACGUGCGCUCCGCGUUCGCCGCGGCCGUCAAGGAGCUGGACUGGAUGGACUCCACCACCCGAUUGAAGACUCUCAACAAGCUCAGCGCCAUAAGGAACUUCGUGGGCUUCCCUGCCUGGUUACUCACACACGAGCAGCUAGACAAACACUACAAACAUGCGGAAGUGGUACCAGACAACCUGUUUGAGACCUACCUGAAACUGACGAGAGCUGCCGUCAAGAAAUCCUUAGAAUCACUGCGAGAGACACCCGACAGAGACAGAUGGGUCGCUACAGCUACAACGGUCAACGCUUUUUACUCGGCGACUCUCAACUCAGUCACGUUCCCUGCUGGAAUAUUACAGCCACCUUUCUAUGGCAAUGGAAUCGAGGCUAUCAACUACGGAUCGAUCGGUGCAAUUAUGGGCCACGAAGUGACACACGGCUUUGAUGAUCAAGGCCGACGUUAUGACGAAAUGGGCAACCUGAAGCAGUGGUGGUCUGCGGCAACCCUGGAGCACUACCACGGACGAGUGUCCUGCAUCAUUGACCAGUACAGCAAGUAUCAUCUGCCCCAGCUGCCUAACUAUACGGUGCACGGCUUCAACACUCAAGGCGAGAACAUCGCAGACAACGGCGGCCUCCGCGCCGCGCUCCACGCCUACCAACUCUUCACUAAAAGGGAACCAGCGGCAAGAAGGGAUACCCUGCCAGGACUACCGCAAUAUAAACCUGAACAGCUGUUCUUCUUAGGGUUUGCACAGAUCUGGUGCGGGAACUCUACAACAGGCGCCCUAAAAUCCAAAAUGGUGGAAGGAGUGCACAGCCCCAACAAGAUACGAGUGAUAGGGACUUUGAGUAACUCUAAAGAAUUCGCGGACGCCUGGCAGUGUCCGCUAGGGUCACCUAUGAACCCAGAACAUAAGUGUGUGCUGUGGUGAAACUGUGAUGUGGUGCCAAAUGGGACCAAUGGGGCGUGGUUUAGUGAAAUAGAUCCAGUGCUCUACGCUUAUGCAUAAAAUCGGCGAACGUUUUCAAAAAGUUGUAAAAAUUCUCGGAAAUUUACAGGAAACACAAAAAUACGAGACGUUUUCGUAAUUUUGAAAACUUUCCGAAGGCACAUGCUGUAUAUAAUGAUAUGAUACAUAAAAUAUUUAUCAUAACUAUUACUUAUGCUGCUGACAAUAAUCCAGAAAUCCCUUGUCUAAAUCUGGCAAAUAAGCCGCAACGACUUUAUGAACUGUAUCCAUUUACUAAACUUUCGUUUAUUAUUCGUAAGUUACCGGGAAGUUACCGCCUUAAGCUAAGACGCGUAUACCUAGUUAUGUAGGUUGAAGUCAUUUGUACUUAUUUUAGGUUAUUUUAGUUUUAUUAUGAAAGUUGGCAGUUGCCUAUGUAAUCUUGGCCGAACUCCGAGUAAGUUUAGUUACUCAAGAAAGAAUUUGAUACGCAGCGUACGUUACAAAAUAUCAUAGAUGGUAGGAUCCUAAAGACGUGCCUCCGUGAGGGACAAAACAUAGCUUACGUAGGUAGAUCGAAUUUAUUUGUUGUCCACCAUAAUCCAUACUAAAUUUACGGUGGGGAAUAAAAAAAUGUGAGACUGUGACAACGACAAACAAUAAUAGCGCGUUCGCUGCUACUCCUACUGAAAGAUACAUAAGACUGUCCCGUUCGGUCAUUUAUAUACUAGAUUCAUGCAAAAUAUCAAUCAUUUGUGAGGUUUACAGGCAAAAAAACAUUAUUUUUCCGUUGUGAAUAAGAUCGAUUAUUAAAUUCGACAUUGACAUGUUUUGGUUUCGUCCAAAAUACUGCUGAACCUUUCAUUCGCGUCAAAACUGUAUUUUUGGAGUCGUGUUCGACCGGAAUUUCGGUUUCGCCGUGGGCAUAAAGGUUCGGUUACGGCCGAAACUAGAGCAAACCCAAACCUAUCGUUUCGUUUUCGGCAAAAAACCCGUUCGGACACUAA
Molecule: messenger RNA, 3486 nt
Organism: Cydia splendana
Lineage: Eukaryota; Metazoa; Arthropoda; Insecta; Lepidoptera; Tortricidae
Product: neprilysin-4-like
Exons: 18
Coding region: 221-2461 (746 amino acids)
Biological process (GO): protein processing
Cellular component (GO): plasma membrane
Molecular function (GO): metalloendopeptidase activity
Source: RefSeq, a predicted model, not a curated record